This is a messenger RNA of Bursaphelenchus okinawaensis, 1832 nucleotides long. Lineage: Eukaryota; Metazoa; Nematoda; Chromadorea; Rhabditida; Aphelenchoididae. The record is from the annotation of a GenBank genome assembly.
AUGAAGGUGCGGGGCAAGAGUGUGCAGUACGAGCGGAUCAAUUUGCUUAGGUAAUGAGGGGGGGGGGUGCUUAAAAUUUUUUAAAAUGAGUUUAAAAAAUGAAAAAAAAAUCUUCAAAUGUUAAAAAAUUUUUUUAAUUUUUAAACUACCGCUUUUCAAAUUUCAAGAAUUCAAAUUUUAACCUAAAAAAAUUUGAAAAAUGCCAUUUCCAUACCUACCUUUUUAUAUAUAACAUUCACCGUUUCAGCAAUGUACCUCAACAACCGCGCAACUCACUGAACUCGGAGAUUGCCCAAUCCACCUCAUUCACAAAUGACACUCAGAAGCGACAGAGCAGUAGUGCGUUUACUGCCAUGUCGGCUGGUUCAUCGUUCCAAUGUGACAAUUUUCCGUGUUCGGCUGAAGAUCGUGCCUAUUACGAGCUGGAACAGGCUUUGCAAUACCCGGUCUUGCCUCCCAAUCCACACUUUUUUUGUUGCUUCGACAAGUUUCAUAUUACAGUAGGUUGAAGUUUCGAAUUUUCAAAAUUUAAAAAAAUUUUUAUUUAAAAAAAAAUUUGUUUGAAAAUAUUAGGCUGUUCAAAUAAUUCUGUGCUUUUAACUUUGGAAAUUUGUUUUGAGAGGGGGCGCAGAAUUAUUUGAACAACCUAAUAUAUUAAAAUGUACAGUGAAGCUCUUCAUAAUGAUUAACAUAAUUAAAAUGAAAAUGCUUUCAGACAGUGUCAAAAGUGUUGUGUUUGGUCUACAUAUUGUUCUACGGUUUACUGUGCUACAUAAGUCUGGAUCCUAACCACGCCGUAGCCUUUUUGAUCUCAUUUUUGGUGGCGAUAUCAGUCGGAUGUUGUUUAAUGUACGCCGUGUUUCAAUGGUCCAAAAUGUGCCUUAUACCUUUCUUUUUGUUGCAGGUAAGACAAACUAAAAACAAUGGCUGGGCUAAAUUUUUAAGCUGGCCUAUGUUCUGACUUGACUUUAUGUUUUUGUUUUUUUUUUAAGGUCGGCCCGGCCUAGUGAAAAAAAAUUUAAGGUUAACCCUGAUUGGCUUGUCUUAAUAGUUUGUAGCAUUAUAUAUCAAAAGUCAUUCUUUCGUUGCAGAACCUAAAUAAUUCAAAAAUAUUUUUAAAAAAUACAGCCCAUGGUUUACUUUUUUAACCAGGCUCAGACCCAAAUUCAGGGCCAAACCGGCUAAACCCAAACCUAGGGCCAAACUUUUCAAUCUGGCCUAGGCCCGAUGACCUAAUUUUAAAUCUGGCCUGGCUUCAUUUUUGCCCAAGGCAGACAAAACGCGUUGCUAUUUAGGAUAGAAAUUUAACCACGUAUUUUACAUACAAUUUUACUUUUCAGACCAUGCUAAUAUUGUACACAUUGGUAUGGAUGAUAUUCAUGGUAUACGCAGCGUUGAACCCUGGUGAUUCGUAUGUGUUCAAAGAAAUGCAUGAAACCUUUAACAACUGGCUUGGCAUCUGCACUCAACUUUGUGAGUUUUUUCACUUUUUAAUUAUAUUUUAAAUUUUUUAAACGAAUAUGUAGUGAAAAAUUUUUUAAUUUUUAUUAUUUCGUAGAAAAAGCAUUCGUAUUUUACAAAAAAAAGUAUUUAUGUAUAUUUGAAAACUCAAUUUUAUUUUUCAUAAAUAACAAUUUUUAGGGUGCUGGAUAGUACUUGCCGCGUUGGCCAUAUUUUUCGCUUUCCUAGCCUACAGUGCACUUUUAUUUUGGUAUGAAUAUCAGUUCAUUGCCGAAGUCGACCACUUUUUGAAGUCGAUUCGAAAAAGUUCGUCGAAUGCUUCAAAAGAGAAUCACGAAACUCAGAAUGGUGCCAGUCGACUUCAACUAUAG